AAAACAAUGAAGAAUAUCAAUGAGUAUCUCCUGAUGAUUAUCGGAAAUUUUCUUGAAAUACGGGAUAUACUUAGACUUUCAGCUACAUGAAAGAAAAAUAAUAAUGUUUUUAAGGACUAUUAUGAACUAUACAAGAGAGAAUGAAAGAGGCUCUAUACUAAUCGAUGUAACUGAUUUAAAAAUCAACUAAUGUCGAAUAAGUUAUCCUCCACAAAUGUUAAUAAAGCUAAUGAUCCAGGAUUUUUGUGCAAGGACAAGGCCACUAAAAUCUGGAAGGACCUUACACUUGAAGGCCUGACACUUGAGUAUUCUUGGAACAAAGGAAACUACUUAUGCACCCAUUUCGAUACUGAGGUAAUAAAAUAUUUAGGCGAUGCUUUAAUUGGUAUUUUAAGAACUCCAGAUUUAACUGUGCCUGCUCUGAUAAAACAUGACGCUAAUGUUGACCUUCACUCUGUAUACUCUCAAUAUCUCUAUGAGUAUCUUUUUAGGAUGAAUGAUGUUUAUGGAGGGAAGAAACCAGCUGCCACAUUUACUUUUUUGUCAGAAAGAGAAGACUUCAUUCAGAAAUCAUUAUUAAAUCUAGGCGGAUUAUCGAAAAGGGAUUACUACGAUUCCCUUGCUUAUGAGAUCCAAGCUCAGGAGGAAGGCCAAAUAUUCUUUAAUCUAAGGUGGUAUUGAUCUAGCCCAAAGUUUAGUGCUUAUUCUGACAAUUCAUCUUAUGCUUCCACUCAAUUCACAACCCAGCUUUCUGAAGUUCAAGGAGUGAAGGAGGUGAAGUCUGAGUUGGUUUCUUUGCUUCUACAGAUUCAUGACACCAUCUCUUUUCAUUGUAAACUAACCUAUGAAGUAAUUGCAGAUAUCGAGGACGAAUUCAGAUUUUUGCAAGAAUACAACAAAAGAUGGAAUGCCUUUGUUGCUAGCAUGAUCAAAAUGGAUGAAAUAUUAAUCCCUCUGAACAUCACAAUCAGUAUGGUCUACAAGAAAGUAUUCCCAGACUUUAGCUUUUACCCUCAGUUCUCAUUCCUAAGGUUUUUCUUGUCCAUUUGGAGAAGAGAAGUCUACAACAUGCUGAAGGAUUCUAUUGAAGACUACAUCGUUGGAAUUUUCAGGAAGUUUCACAAGAAUUGUUUGGUCUAUAGCCAAGAAGAGAAAACGAUCAGAAAAGAAAAACUAAAUAGAACUUCUCUAUCAGAUUACUUCAAAAAGAGUCAGAAGAACUCUGACUGAGAGGAAGGGUUCAAGUCCAUGAUCACUCCAAUGCUUUCAGAAAUCAACGUCAAAGUUGACGACCUUCAGAAUAGUUUCAGAGAUGCUGAAAUGAGUGACCAGGAAGAUGAAAUGAAUUAUAUUCUCGAUAUUGAAAUGAUGUACGGCAAAGAAUACGAUUCAAAUAUCCCUAGCAUUGGCAGACAAGAGAAAGAGUGUAUCAAACAGAUUAUUAUUGACGUCAUGGACAUUAGUAUGAACGAAUUCUCCAUGCAUUACAUUCUUCACUCAGAUAAUGAUUAUAUGGUUCCAUUUCGAGAUUUGAAAAAGAGAAUUGAGCGUGAGUUAUUCAAAUUUUACAAAACUUCUUGCGAAAAUGUACCGUUUAAGCUUUGGAGUGAAAUCAUAGAGGAACACUCCAUUAUUUUAUCUGAGAUCCUACCAGUAUCGAUUCUAAAGGAACUGAACAAGCAUAAGUUCAGUUUUGUUCAGAAAUACAUCAAGAACAGAAUUAAGGUGCAGUUAGAAAAAUACUCAAAAAUCUCUAAGAAGCAGAAGGUAGAGGUAGAGGAAGAGGAGAAGUCAAAGGUGAUUGUGAUGAAUGCUCAUUCCCAAACACAUCAAGGUAGAGUUGUAAACAGGGAGGCUUACUUGGAAUCAACAGUUUCUAGUUUCUUAAAUACCCCUUUCCAUGAAUUCUUGGUUUCUCGGCUGAAAAGUAAGAGUAGCAAAAUUACUAUUCUUUCAAUCUUGGCCCAUAUAAAGGAGCAUGAAGUGGAGAUUAUGAAUGUCUACAACGAGAGUUUCCGUGUGAAUGCCAAGUUUGAAGCUACGACUAAGUCAAAGAAUAAUAGGAUUUUAAGAUACAAAGAACCGAGGGGGUUCCCGUUAAGCCUUCCUACUAGUGAAAGUGCCCUGUAUACAAUGGACCAUGAUAUUACUUUGCAUCUUCUUGAAAAGUUUAGAACGGACAAAGAGCACGAGCUGAAAAAGAAACAGGUGGAAAAAGAAGAAGAACAUCACGACUUCGACAACAGUUUCGAUCCGGACAGUUGAGAUGAAGAAGUACAAUUCGAUUUUGGGUCUAGCCUGCCUCGUUACUCUAACACUGAAAAGAGAACUUCAAAGUUUGAUCCUCUCAGCUCCUUAAAGCUCUUGAAGAGUAACAAAGGAGCUGAUAUAGACAUGGAUAUGGAGGAGACAAAUUCUGACACUAAAACUGAAGCUAAGAAUGUUGUUGAGGAAAGCAAAAAUAACUUUGGGAACAUCUGCUCUCUCUUCAAACCCAAUAAUAAAAACAAGGAAAGUCAACAUAUGGGCCCAUUUGAUAAUUGCGAGUCAGAGGGUCUUAGGCUACAAAGAACUAGUAAUAUUUCCUGAAAUGCAGCACUACCCGACAACCAAAUGCUAAGAUUCUCAGAUCUCGAAAAUAUGGAUGACGACUUCGAUAUGGAUGAAAUUCCUGAGAAUCUUAGCUUUAAGAGGUGAUAAACGUCAAUAUUUCAGGAAAAUGCUCACUAUUGAACUUUAUGUUAAAUUCUUAGCAUAAAAGAUUCUUUAAUGGUAAGCAUGGCAAGAAAUUCUCUUGAAAACACAAGAAUAAAUUAUAUUCCUAAUAAUUAUAUAAUUUAAUACUCUU
Molecule: messenger RNA, 2848 nt
Organism: Moneuplotes crassus
Lineage: Eukaryota; Ciliophora; Spirotrichea; Euplotida; Euplotidae
Source: the annotation of a GenBank genome assembly